Zygosaccharomyces rouxii is the source of this 2058-nucleotide messenger RNA. RefSeq names its product tRNA methyltransferase RSM22 (gene RSM22). The record is from RefSeq and is a predicted model, not a curated record. Bases 1 to 2058 code for a protein of 685 amino acids. The transcript has a single exon. Gene Ontology annotation, cellular component: mitochondrial small ribosomal subunit. Lineage: Eukaryota; Fungi; Ascomycota; Saccharomycetes; Saccharomycetales; Saccharomycetaceae. Gene Ontology annotation, molecular function: methyltransferase activity; structural constituent of ribosome. Gene Ontology annotation, biological process: translation.
AUGCUUAGAUCGAUAAGUCUAAGGAUCUGGUCAAGCUAUCGACUCAGUUCCACAUUCUCAAAGGAUACUCUCAAGAGUGUGAAUAUUGACUUUAACAAUGGGAAUUACCACGGUAAAGUAGUUGAUGAGAAUCAAAAUGAUUCACAAGUGAUUGAUAGAGAUGCAUUAUUUGCCCAAAAUAUUGAUUCUGGAUAUAGAAAUGAAUCAGGUGAACCUGUACAGGGCAAAAAUUCCCAAGAGGCAAGACUGACUCCACAAACUCUAGUAGCAAGAACUUAUAGAGGUCAACUGGGGCUUGAUACCAACGUUUCUAAAGCCAUUAAUAACCACAUUUUGUCUUUACAGAUUCCAAAUAAUACAAGAAGAUUAUCAUCUCAGUAUUUUGUGGAGAUGCGCCAGAGUAAAGUGCAUAGACCUACAAGAACAAAGAUGGAAGUCGAUUCUCACAUUGCAUCAAUCUUUUUACAAAAUUAUGGUGCCAUAUAUCAAAGUUUAGCUGAACUUAGGAAAAGGGUAGGAGCUCAAAAUUUUCAACCAAAGAAAAUAUUAGACGUCGGGUAUGGUCCUGCUACAGGUAUGGUAGCAUUAAACGAUCUUAUGGGUAACGAUUUCCAACCAGAAUUAAAGGAAGCAGUGAUCUUAGGACAUUUAGAUAUGGAGAAAAAAGCCAAAAUUAUACUGAGUCGACAAAUAAAUGAAAUUCCACAAGAUGUUUUAAAAGAAGAAGAAGAACAACAACAGCAACAAGAUGACAUUAACGAAGAGGAUGAAUUAGUUGGUGAAGUGAUGACUAAAAAGAUUAAAAUUAAUACCAAACUAAGAGAUACGAUACCAAGCUCAAGGCAGUACGAUUUAAUCAUUCUAACGCAUCAGUUAUUGAAAAGUGAAGAACGAUUCCCGAUCCAAAUCGAUGUUAAUUUAGAGCACUAUCUAAGUAUGCUGGCUCCUGGUGGACAUCUAGUGAUUGUUGAAAGAGGUAAUCCGUUGGGUUUUGAAACAAUCGCUCGUGCUAGACAAAUUAUGGUUAGACCAGAAAAUUAUCCCGAUGAGCAUGGUAAAAUUCCAAGACCAUAUAACCGCGGAUCAUCCAAGAAUUACAGCGUAGAAUAUGAAAAGGGUGCGAAUAGUGAAGAAGUGGAAGAAGCGCAAAGGUUGAUUGCAGAACUUGAUGAGCAGUUCGGUUCAGUAAAAGACGAAGAACUUGAAUUCGAGCCUGAGUUAAUGGAUUCUAUAGCCGAGAAGGGAAGAGGUGAUGAAAAUAACAAUUAUCAUUUAAAGAUUAUUGCACCUUGUCCUCACCACAGGAAAUGUCCAUUGCAGAUUGGCAAACCACAGUAUUACGAAUAUCCAGAAGGUAAGAAUCUAAAGUUUUGUAAUUUCCAAAAAUCAAUUACAAGACCUAAAUUCACCAUGGAACAUAAAAAGGGUAAAAUGCUAGCGACGCCAUGGCAGGAGCCCACUGAUGGUAUUGGUAAAAAGGGUUUAGCUAAACCCGGUACAGGUAGACCUAAUGGACGUAAUUAUGAGAUUUUAAACUACUCGUAUUUGAUUGUGGAACGCUCCAGUACGGAUGAACAAACUUUACAAGACAUCGAAACGCAACGUUCAGCUCAAACUACUUACGAGCUCGGAUCCCUAGGUGACAAUACCCAAUCUACAUGGCCAAGAAUAAUAAAGCAACCAUUAAAGCGUAAGGGCCAUGUUACAAUGGAUCUCUGUGGUUCAUCAGGUGAAUUGGAAAAGUGGAUUGUACCAAAAUCCUUCGGUAAGGAGGCCUACCACGACGCACGUAAGGCGAGUAAAGGUGACCUUUGGGGGUUAGAUGCCAAGACAAAGAUGAAAAGUGUUGUUAAUUUCAAUGUUGCUAAAUUCCAAGCAAUUGAAAAGGAAUUGAUUAAACAGAAGAAGAGAGAGGCCAAGAGAAAAGAUCGUGAAGUUUCUGAAGUCUACAACGAAAUAACCCAUGGCGAAAAUGGUGACGUAGAUACAUUGGCACAAGUUUUGGCUCAUGAAUACCAACGUAAUAGAGGCAAAAAGGAUAAGAAGAGAGAAGAUUGA